Messenger RNA from Nannochloropsis gaditana CCMP526, 1146 nucleotides. Its product is annotated as 16s ribosomal rna methyltransferase. Gene Ontology annotation, biological process: rRNA base methylation. The record is from RefSeq and is a predicted model, not a curated record. The transcript is spliced from 7 exons. Gene Ontology annotation, molecular function: rRNA (uridine-N3-)-methyltransferase activity. The coding region runs from base 84 to 1133 and encodes 349 amino acids.
AAUCGUGACAAUAAAAGCAUAUUACCACGCAAAAAUUACAGUAUUGGAGCGUAUGGCAGCUGCAUCGGUGUCGGUCACGUGUGAUGUCCAUAUUUGCAUCUCAGCCAUUUCAUGCCUCUGCUAGCGCCAAAAAAGGACAUGGACGGCGACGCACUUGCAGCAAUGCGUCUCACACGGUCCUGAGUGGCAGCGUGUUUUUAGUUUUACUACUUGUGUUCUUGAUCGCAGCUGCGGCAGGGGAUGGUGGGCAAGGCCUGUCUUGGGUCUGUCGAAAAAAUCCUCCGUUGGAAGGAGGCCGGGAGCGAAUAAAAAAUAUCGUCACAGGUCCUCGCACGUGCAUAAGUAUGUAUCAAUGUAACGGGCGCUCGGCAUUCCUAUCAUCGCUCUCCUACUCUUUCGUCGGCUCCCUCUGUGGAAAGAGGAACAUGCCACCGCGGACAGCAUCUCACCGGGCGAGUUUCCCUCAUUGCGGGAGGUCUAUUUCGAGGUCCAUUCCCAUGCGGCUCAAUCGUCUCCUAUUCGAGGCAGAAGAAAUUAAUCUGACCUCGAGAAAUCCGCAGGACGGACGAGGAGAAAGGGAGGAAUCAGUCAUUGUCAGGUUAGGGCAAGACGAUGCCCGGGCGCAGCAUGUUCGGAAGGUCCUGCGUGCCAAGACAGGAGACGAAGUGCGCGUGGGCGUUUUGAACGGAGGGCGUGUCGACGUCCUCCUCGCCAUGCAAGCCCCCUUGAGGAUGGAACGUAUCAUUCCCCACAUGGUCGCCCUGGGGGUUGGUCGGCUGCUGAUCACGUCCGCGAAGAAGCAAGCGCUGCGAGAACUCGUGGUAGAAGGCCUCAGCCAGGCCGGCGACACCAUCGUCCCCGAUAUCAUCAUCGAUCGGCGUCUCAAGGAACCCUAUGAGCUGGAGCUCUUCCGAGAGCAUGGUUUUCAGCAAAUCACGCUUGGACCCAGAGUUUUGCGGACAGAGACUGCCGUCCCUGCUUUACUGGCCUUGGCACACGAUCAUUUGCAUGCCCUGGACGAGCAAUGGGAACAGAGUAUAGGGCGCAUCGCCAGUCCUCAAGACGACAGCGGCGCUGCUCUUGAAGGGAGCCGUAGUGAUAUUCGCGAUAAAAACGAUAAGUCACUACAAUGAAACCAAAGCUCCC